AUGUACGACAACAAAGCAUUGUGCGACAUUUGCCACCACACUCUGGACAUCGAGCGUCCUACGUACACGAAGCUGAACAUGCUGCUGGCGCAGAUCUUCUUCUCGCUGACUGUGUCGCCGCGCAACGCCCCGAACGUGGACAUCGCCGAGUUCCAGACCAAUUUGGUGCCCUACCCGUGCAUCCACUUCACGCUCUCGAGCUAUUCGCGCGGGGAUUCUGCGGAGAUGGCGCACCGAGUGCAGCUGUCAGUGGAGGGCAUCACCAUGUCCGUUUUCGAGCCCGCAGCCGCGUGCGGGAAUUGUGACCAUAGUUACGGCAAGUGCGUGGCGUUUGGCAUGAUGUACCGCGGGGAUAUGUAA
Molecule: messenger RNA, 360 nt
Organism: Prorocentrum cordatum
Lineage: Eukaryota; Dinophyceae; Prorocentrales; Prorocentraceae
Source: the annotation of a GenBank genome assembly